UGUGUGAGUUACGGCAGUUUUAAGUUGGAAAGUUGUACGCGUCGCUUGCGUUUGCGCACGUCAGUGGAACAAGUGUCAGUUGCCGCUGGACCGUCGAAGCGUUAACACGCGCCGUUCGCGAGUGAUUUGUUACUGUCGUGCCACGACGAUAGGAAUUGAGCCCAUCGGCCAUAUGACGGCGUAGAGCGCAGUAAAGCAAAUAUACACACAAACAGGCAAACAUGUCGUCGAAGGCCAUAUACGAGGCGACAGGCAAAGAUCUCAUCAACAGGCACAUAGGCCCAGGGACAGCGUUGGUGCCGUGCCGGUUCGCGACCUUCGAGCAGAACACCGUCUGGGAAGACGAGCUCGGCAAGAACCCAUGGCUCUCCAAAGAGCAAUUGGUCGUGAAGCCCGACCAGCUGAUCAAGCGUCGCGGCAAGCUCGGCCUGGUCGGCGUGAAUAAGUCCGCGGGUGACGUGCGCCGCUGGCUGAGCGAGCACAUGUGCAAGGAGCAGGCCGUCGGCGCCGCCGUCGGCAAGCUGCGGCACUUCAUUGUGGAGCCCUUCGUCAAACACGACGCGAAUGAGGAGAUGUACAUUUGCAUACAGUCAGGCAGACGGACAGAUACCAUUCUGUUCCACCACCAGGGCGGCGUGGAUGUCGGCGAUGUUGACGCUUUGGCAGUCAGGCUCGAGGUAGCGGUAGACACAUUCCCCACCGGAGAAGAAAUCGACAGGACUUUGCUCAAAAACAUCAAGUCCGCCUCCACUAAAAGGAUACUGACGACCUUCAUCCUUUCCCUGUACCGCGUGUACGUGGACCUGUACUUCACGUACAUGGAGAUCAACCCCAUCGUGAUCACCAACGAGCGCAUUUACCUCCUGGACUUGGCCGCCAAGCUCGACCAGACGGCGGACUUCAUCUGCGCCAAGAAUUGGGGCACCAUCACAUUCCCCCCUCCGUUCGGACGCGACGCGUAUCCUGAGGAGGCGCAUAUCGCGGACUUGGACGCUAAGAGCGGGGCCAGUCUUAAGUUGACGAUAUUGAACAAGUCUGGACGCAUCUGGACUAUGGUGGCGGGCGGUGGCGCGUCCGUGGUGUACACCGACACCAUCUGCGAGCUGGGCGGCGCCGCGGAGCUGGCCAACUACGGCGAGUACUCGGGCGCGCCCACGGAGUCGCAGACGGCGGACUACGCCAAGACCAUCUUCAGCCUCAUGUGCCGCGAGAAGCACCCCAACGGGAAGGUUCUGAUCAUUGGUGGCGGUAUCGCCAACUUCACGAACGUGGCCGACACCUUCCGCGGUAUCAUCACCGCCAUCGACACCUACAAAGACGCUCUCAUACAAUACAACAUCACCAUCUUCGUGAGGAGAGGAGGCCCUAACUACCAGGAGGGUCUUAGGCAAAUGCGGGAGGUCGGCCACCGCCUUCGCAUCCCCCUGUACGUGUUCGGGCCCGAAGCCAACAUGACGGCCAUCGUGGGCCUGGCGCUCGGCCACUCGCCCAUCCCCAAGGAGCACCAGUUGGACUACGCGCCUAAACAGCUGCCCAAACCUACACCCUGCCCCAAGCCCAAGAUCGAGCUCCCCGAGCUGACCCACAAACUGUUGGACCUCGUGUGCUCCCAGUCCCCGACCCGCGGAGAGUUGGGGCAGCCGCUCUCAACGGCCAAGCCCCUCUUCAGCGACCGCACUAAAGCCAUCAUCUGGGGCAUGCAGAACCGCGCCAUCCAGGGCAUGUUGGACUUCGACUACAUCUGCCGCCGCGCGGAGCCGUCCGUGGUAGCUAUCGUGUACCCGUUCACCGCCGACCACAAGCAGAAGUACUACUUCGGCGACAAGGAGGUCUUCAUUCCAGUAUUCUCUGACAUGGACGUGGCGAUGCGUAAGCACCAGGAGGCGACCGUGCUUGUAAACUUCGCUUCGCUCCGAUCGGCCUAUGACAGCACUAUGCAGGCUAUGCAGCAUCCCCAGAUCAACACGGUCGUGAUCAUCGCUGAAGGCAUCCCAGAGAACAUGACCAGGAAGAUCAUCAAGCUGGCCGACGCGAGAGGCGUGAAUAUUAUCGGCCCCGCUACGGUCGGCGGCAUCAAGCCGGGCUGCUUCAAGAUCGGCAACACGGCCGGCAUGAUCGACAACAUCGUCGACAGCAAGCUCUACAGGCCCGGCAGCGUGGCCUACGUGUCCCGUUCAGGUGGCAUGAGCAACGAGCUAAACAACAUCAUCUCCAAAGAAGCUGAUGGCGUCUGCGAGGGAGUUGCUAUUGGAGGAGACCGCUACCCUGGCACCACCUUCAUCGACCAUCUGUUGAGAUUCGAAGCCGACCCCAACGUGAAGAUGCUAGUUCUGCUCGGAGAAGUGGGUGGUGUGGAAGAGUACCACGUGUGCCGCGCCAUCAAGGAGGGUCGCAUCAAGAAACCCAUGGUCGCCUGGUGUAUCGGCACCUGCUCAGACAUGUUCACCUCCGAGGUCCAAUUCGGUCACGCCGGUUCCCUCGCCGGCUCCGCCCUCGAAAAGGCCUUCGCCAAGAACCAGGGUCUUAAGGCCUAUGGCGUCACCGUACCUGAGAGUUUCGAUAGUCUGGGCACUGCUGUUAAACAAGUGUAUCAGAAGCUGGUGCAGGCGGGCAAGAUUAUUGUUAAGGAAGAGGAGGAACCUCCGAAGGUGCCCAUGGACUAUGACUGGGCGAGGAAACUCGGCAUGAUCCGCAAGCCGGCGGCGUUCAUCAGCACCAUCUGCGACGAGCGCGGCCAGGAGCUCACGUACUGCGGCAUGCCCAUCAGCCAGGUGUUGGAGAAGCAGCUCGGAGUAGGAGGCACCAUCAGCUUGCUGUGGUUCCAGCGCGAGCUGCCCGACUGGGCAUGCAAGUUCUUCGAGCUGGUGCUGAUCGUGACGGCCGACCACGGGCCCGCCGUGUCCGGCGCGCACAACACCAUGGUCACGGCCCGCGCCGGCAAGGACCUCAUCUCCUCCGUCGUGAGCGGCCUGCUGACCAUCGGCGACCGUUUCGGAGGCGCGUUGGACCGCGCCGCGAUAGACUUCUGCGCGGCCUACGACAAGGGCCAGCAUCCGCAGGAGUUCGUCAACGAGAAGCGAGCCAAGGGCGAGCUCAUCAUGGGCAUCGGUCAUAGAGUAAAAUCCAUCAACAACCCCGACUCCCGAGUCCGCGAGCUGAAGGCGUACGUGACGGCGCGGUGGCCUGCGUGGCCCGUGACGCGCUACGCGCUCGACGUAGAAGCCGUUACCACGCGCAAGAAGCCCAACCUCAUCCUUAACGUGGACGGCAUCAUCGCUGCCGCCAUGGUGGAUCUGUUUAGACACACCAACCUGUUCACUAUCGAGGAGGGCAACAACUACAUCCAGAUGGGCACGAUCAACGCGCUGUUCGUCCUGGGCCGCUCCAUCGGUCUCAUCGGCCACUACCUGGACCAGAAGCGUAUGAAGCAACCCCUCUACCGCCACCCGUGGGACGACAUCACCUACAUGUCGCCGUUCAACUAAGGUCUAUGAUUCUAUCAUUACCUGCCGUGCAUUAACUAGUAAAUUGGUUUAAACUGGUUAAGGGCUGGUAAAUUUUGUAUAAGGCGGUACAUUACCGUCGUGUACAGUAUUUCGCAGUAUUUUCCGGAUAGAUAAUCGACACAAAUGCACCGUUAGAUUAGAUUAUUCUCUUUUUGAAUAGCGUAUUAGCAAAAUUGUUAUUUAUGAAAUAAAAAAUUAGCAAAGUUUUAAAGUGUAAUAUUCGAUAAAUUAUAAUACGCGCACUGUACAAACAGUAACACUCUUAACUGUCUAUCGGUGGACCUUAUGCCUUUUGUAAUAAGGUUUACGGACUGGCAGUUAACUGUGUGGGCGAUGACAUCAAUAUUUUCGAGCAAUAAGGCUCUAAAUUAAUAAAUCACCUAAUGGUGUUAUCAUAUAUUUGUAGCUGAUAUUCUAAAAGCACGGCAGGUAAUAUUAAAUGAAAUAUAACAAGGUAGCGUUGUAGAGUGCAGUCUAAAAUUAAUUUUACGAUAUUUUUGUCCCAAAAGUAAUUAAACUCAAAAGAUUGAUUUAAAUUGACAAUGAAAUCGUCGAACGAUUAUAGCUCAUUAGAACAAUACGGUAUCAUGCUUACUGAAAUCAAAAAGUAAAAAAAUAAUAGGACAGCACCUACAUUGCAUCUGUACGUUUUCGUCAACGUUCUGGUUCCUUUUGAAUUAUAAAUUGAUAAAAUUUUGAACGGAACCUUAUACGUAGAUGGGAACUAUAUAAAUAAAUAAUUAGUUAACUAUUUAUGGGGUUAGUAUGUGUAAUUGUUCUAGUGUCGGAUGUGGAUAAGUGCUUCGGAUUAUCUAAUAUUCUACUAGAAAAUUUUUCAAACUCGUUUUAUUAGAGUGCGUUGGGAUGAGGUUGAAGGGUUUUUUAUGAGGGGUAAGAUGAAAAGUCGUCCAUAAUGCUUUGGCAUACGGUUUUUUUUUGUCUUACUUCUCAUAAAAAACCCUUCAAUCUUACACCCAACGUACCCCUAUAUAGUUCUCUAGUAGAUUAUAAGAGGUCUGUUAUUUAAAUUUUUGACUCUAUAGUGCGGAAGGUAGAUGCUUUUUUAUUUCGCCAUUCGCCGUUUGAAUAAAAUUAUUAAUUGAUACUGAUUGAAAUUAUUUUUAAUAAUUUUAUUUAAAAGACGAACGGUAUCUAACACUGUCCAUUCCAGAAAUCAAAGUUGUUGGAAAAAUGAAUUUUUAUUUUUAAAUAACUUAUUGAAGAAAAAUAUUAACGUAAGUAAGUCACAAUCGUCAUAUUUUCUUAUGAAGAAAAUCGUUUACUUGGGUGUUUGGACAAAAAAUGUUUUUAAUUAGAUUUCUUAUUUUAUAUAAUAUUAGGUAAUUAAUUUUUAUUACUCAAUACAUCGCCCUCUUGUGAAAUAAUUAAUAAUUUAAGCUACGGAACAAAAGCUGGGAUUUUUAUACAUCUGACGUUUUAUGAACUAAUUCAUUUUAUAAUAAUUGCCAUUUAUUUGUGCAAACAACUCAAGAAUUUAUUUUAUAAGUACAACGCUUAGAUCUGAUGCUAAGUUAAAAUGUUUUUAUGCAGUAAGUUUUUCAAUAAACUAUGACACUGU
Molecule: messenger RNA, 5085 nt
Organism: Cydia strobilella
Lineage: Eukaryota; Metazoa; Arthropoda; Insecta; Lepidoptera; Tortricidae
Gene: ATPCL
Product: ATP-citrate synthase
Exons: 24
Coding region: 222-3485 (1087 amino acids)
Biological process (GO): fatty acid biosynthetic process; acetyl-CoA biosynthetic process; tricarboxylic acid cycle
Cellular component (GO): cytosol
Molecular function (GO): ATP citrate synthase activity
Source: RefSeq, a predicted model, not a curated record